GCGGGAGGGCGGAGAGGCAUUUUUACGGGAGCAGCAGGCCCGGCGAGGGUUUCCGGGAGGUCGGCCGCGCGCAUGGCAGAGAGCUUGAGCGAAGAGGGUGACGGGACGACGGACAAGAUGGGCAAGGAUGACGACGUCUCCCGCGCCGUCGUGGAGGACGACACCGCGCUCCUCCUCGCGGCGGUGGACAGCAUCAAGAAGGCGGCGCUGGGUCGGCUGCGCAACGGCUCCGACGCCGCCAGGAUCCUCGACCAGGAGAUGUCCAACAGGCUCCUCCACCUCGCCUGCAGGCACGACGUCGCCGAGUGCGCCAGGCUCCUCCUCGACGGUGAGUACGGGAUCACGCCGGCCUCCGUCGACGCCAGGGACCAGCUCACGCGUACACCGCUCCACGUCGCCGCCGAGGGGCACUCCAAGAGGUGCCUCCAGCUGCUCCUCUCCAGGAACGCCCGGACGGACGUCAGGCUGCUCGACGGCACACGCCUAGUCGCGCUCGAGGUCGCGCUCAUGAGCAGAAGGGUUCAAGUUGAUUGGUCACCGGACAACUCGGUCGAGGAUCUUCUGGUUUAUCUGCAACAAAAGGAUCUGAACGCGGUGAGGCUUCUGGCAGAGAAGACCAGGGAGGUUGGGGAGGUGGCUUACAGAUACGCCAUGGAGGGGCGUGUCGCUGCACUUGCAAUGCUGCUCCUGGUGGCUGAGGAAAGGAUAUCGGCGAUGGUGAGCGUGGUGAUUGAUGGCGUCAGGACCAAGAGAUCAAUUUACAACUCUGUUGUGGAUGAGGUUCUGUCGAUUGGAGAGGCUUCAGCUAGAGACGGCAAUGAAAUGAGGAGGAAAGCCUUGCUCUGUGAGAUUCAGCUGCUUAACCAAUUUGGGGCCACGUCGUGGAGGGACCAAAAAGUUGACAGGAGAAGCUUGCCCCCUCUACUUAGGGCUGCAAAGGCCGGAGAUAUGAAUGUCACAAAGAUGCUUCUGAUGGGGGAUGUUGAUGUCAAUGAAACCGACCCCAAAGGAAACACGGCACUUCACUCUUUCCUCAGUAGUAGCUCAAGCACACAGGAGCCAAGGAUUGAGUGGCUCCUGCUGAAGAAUGGUGCCAGAGUUUUCCAGGGGAACAAACUAGGUCUCACACCAGUGCACAGUACUGCAGCUAAGGAUAAUUACAAGGCUCUUCAGUCACUUCUGCUUCAUGCACAAGAUUGCGUUGAUAUACCUUCCAAGACCAAAGAAACCCCAUUAUUCCUUGCAGCGAAAAAUGGUUCUUUGAGCUGUGUACGACUUCUUUUGCGUUAUGGGGCUAACCCCAAAGCCCAGAACCUACGAAAGCAAAGACCAAUAGACGUGGCGACAUCCCAGGACAUGCGGUUUCUUCUCAACUCCGCAAAUGUUGUACCAAUGAACCAUGGCUCAAUGGAAAAGAACCAUGCAAUGAAAAAAGAAAGGCACAAAGAGCUUCUGGAUGAUGAUUUCGAUGAUUAUGACAACGACGAUUAUUAUGAAAGCUAUGUUGUGCCAAAGGCGUCAGUAGGUCACGGGGAUUUUCGUUCCAGCAAUUUAUCUGCCCAAGGGGCUAAAAGUAAGAGCCACAGUGCCCCGAAAGAAGGUCCCAAAUUAUCUCAGCAUAAUGAUCAUUGGGAGAAGCAUGACUACACUCGCAAAAUCUUUGUUGGGGGUCUCCCGCUUACGGUAGACGAUGUGUACCUUAGCAGAUUCUUCAGUACUGAAUUCGGACCUGUGGAGGAAGCAAUGGUUAUUACUUUAAAAAUAGACAACAGAUACGCCAUGGAGGGUCAUGUCGCUACACUCGCAAUGCUCCUGGUGGCUGAGGACAGGAUAUCGGCGACGGUGAUAGACGGCGUCAGGACAAAGAGAUCAAUUUACAACUCUGUUGUGGAUGAGGUCCUGUCGAUUGGAGAGGCUUCAGCUAGAAAUGGCAAUGAAAUGAGGAAAGUCUUGCUCUGUGAGAUUCAGCUGCUUAACCAAUUUGGGGCCACGUCGUGGAGGGACCGAAAAGUUGACAGGAGAAGCUUGCCCCCUCUACUUUGGGGUGCAAAGGCCGGAGAUAUGAAUGUCACAAAGAUGCUUCUGAUGGGGGAUGUUGAUGUCAAUGAAACCGACCCGGAAGGAAAGACAGCACUUCACUGCUGCCUCAGUAGUAGCUCAAGCACACAAGAGCCAAGGACUGAGUGGCUCCUGCCGAAGAAUGGAGCCAGAGUUUUCCAGGGGAACAAACUAGGUCUCACACCAGUGCACAGCGAUGCAGCUAAGAUCAAUUACAAGGCUGUUCAGAGUUCAAGUGAGGAGGCCGGUUGGACGAACGAGAUGAGUAAAGACAACGACGUCCCCCGCACCGUCGUGGAGGACGACACCGGCCUUCUCCUCUGGGCAGGGGACAUCUCCAGGAAGUUGGCCUCUUCCUUGACCUACUCCGGACUGGCAGUAAUUUUUCUGCUACUUCUGCUACUGUCUUUCUCGCAAGCAUCUGCGACAUGUGACAGGGAAGGUGCUUGGAAAAUAGCAGUGAAUUGUCUCGACACCAGCCAACCGUCUUCACCAACGACUACCGGCGAGCUGCCGCCGCCUCCACCAGAAGCAGGUCUCGAGGCUCCACCUCCACCGGCAGCAAAUCUUGAGGUGCCACCGCCGCCGCCUCCAGCCGGGGCCGCCAUCCCCCCGCCUUCACCAGCGACUAUGGUCGAGUCGCCGGCGCCUCCAGCAGGAGCCGCCGUGGUGGUGCCAGCGCAUCCAGCCGGGACAGCGGCGGUGCUGCCGUCGCCUGAAGCCGGGGUUAUCGCGUCGGGGGACACCAAAGAGGACCGCAUCUACAAGUGGCUUUUCGUUGGUUUAUUGCUCGCCCUCCUAUUCUCUCUUCUGUUAGCACUGGUUAUUAUGAUAGGAGGGCCGUGCACAUUCCGGCUGCGCAUCUCUCUAAUAUGUUGUUUGUGCUCACUGGAACGAAGCUCCCCAAGCUCUGCUGUGCCUGUAAUCCCCGGGGACGUCGAGCAAUCGGGCCGCGAGCCGGGGCAGCGGCUGAACGGAGCGGUGCCGAGCUGGAAGAGCAGCUGCACGACAGACGCGUGAAUGGAGGGAGCUCAGCGCGAGGGAGCCUGUCCGAUGAGAUUAGCUUGCUAAAAAUGCUGUUAAUUCGGUUUAAUUUGUUUUUCCUUUUGAGAGAAUUCGGCUCAACUUGUUUGAGUUCAGUUUAAUUUCGUGAUGGAUUUUCCGUGGAGUAAAUUGUAGGAGUACAUCUCAUUCUGUAUUCACUGGCAGAUCUCCAAUAUUUCUGUCACACAACAACCAAAUGAUGCAAGUUUUGCAG
Messenger RNA from Triticum aestivum (bread wheat), 3316 nucleotides. RefSeq names its product serine/threonine-protein phosphatase 6 regulatory ankyrin repeat subunit C. NCBI's taxonomy places the organism in Eukaryota, Viridiplantae, Streptophyta, Magnoliopsida, Poales, Poaceae. The record is from RefSeq and is a predicted model, not a curated record. The coding region runs from base 73 to 3078 and encodes 1001 amino acids. Gene Ontology annotation, molecular function: nucleic acid binding; protein binding. The transcript is spliced from 15 exons.